AUGGCUAUCCGAGACCGAUUUCGUCGUGCCCUGCGCAAGUCUGACAGCUCAGACACCGCCAUCUCGCAGACCGACAGCAACACCACCACUGCUACAACCAGCGAGACCUCUUCGUUACACAAGUCGACGACAAGCAGCAGCAGACUCACGAAAACAUUUACAUGGGGCCGCCGCGAAAAGGACGACCCUGACAAGGAGUCCAAGAGAAACAAGAAGAACAAGAAAAUUCACCCCAGCCAAAGACCGCUCACCCUUCAAAAUCUCAAGCAUCAAGAGAUGCUCAGCCAUUUCAACAUGACUUUUGGUGCCAGUGACCCGAGCCAGAUCGAAAGCGCCAGUUUCAUUGGUGUGAGCCCGUGUUGCACACGCGCUCCCAGCCUGGAGAUCGACAGGGCAGACAUCAGCCCCUCGCUUGCGGACUCGCCGAACCCCGACUCGGUCCGAGUUUGA
Pochonia chlamydosporia 170 is the source of this 450-nucleotide messenger RNA. RefSeq lists its product as hypothetical. The transcript has a single exon. The coding region runs from base 1 to 450 and encodes 149 amino acids. Lineage: Eukaryota; Fungi; Ascomycota; Sordariomycetes; Hypocreales; Clavicipitaceae. The record is from RefSeq and is a predicted model, not a curated record.